Molecule: messenger RNA, 930 nt
Organism: Sorex fumeus (smoky shrew)
Lineage: Eukaryota; Metazoa; Chordata; Mammalia; Eulipotyphla; Soricidae
Product: FUN14 domain-containing protein 1-like
Exons: 2
Coding region: 129-593 (154 amino acids)
Biological process (GO): autophagy of mitochondrion
Cellular component (GO): mitochondrial outer membrane
Source: RefSeq, a predicted model, not a curated record
CCGACUUUGAAAGCGGUUUGGAGACAGCCGGUGGAUUGGUCGCUCAGGGGCUUUAUGGGAAAUGGGACUUGAGUAACGAGGAACCGCCGGCGCCCACUCUAGCAUGAGAGCUGGCCUCCAGUGGUAUCAUGGCGACCCGGAACCCCCCUCCCCAAGAACAUGAAAGUGACGAUGAAUGUUAUGAAGCAUUGGAUUCAACUGAGCAUGCAAGAAGACAUCACUGGUGGAAUCGAAUGUUGGGUCGCAGUUCCAGGCCUGCCGUAGAAAAACACUCUGUCGCCUCCCAGAUUGUAAUAGGUGGAGUGACUGGCUGGUGUACGGGAUUUUUGUUCCAGAAAGUUGGAAAACUUGCAGCAACUGCUGUAGCUGGUGGCUUUCUUCUCCUUCAGAUUGCCAAUUAUAGUGGCUAUGUUCAGGUUGACUGGAAAAGAGUUGAAAAAGAUGUAAAAGCAAAGCAACAGGUUAAAAAACGAGCAAAUAAAGCAGCACCUAAAAUCAACAGUAGAAUUGAAAAAGCAACAGAAUUUAUCAAACAGAACACCGUGAUCACCAGUGGAUUUGUGGGAGGCUUUUUGCUAGGCCUUGCAUCUUAAGGAUAUGAAUGUGCUUAAGACGAAGUGAAGUGGAGUGAGGUGAACUUAAGUGAAGUCACCAUGAGAAGAGAAAUGAUGGUGACAAAGGAUCUCAACAUCGUGUGCCGCCACUUUCUGCAGGGAGACGAGAAACAACUAGCUGGACGGUAUCAAGCUCACAACUUAGCAUUUUCCCAUUAGAAGCUUGGCAAACUAUAGUAUCUGCUAUAAAACAAUCUGUAUGGUUUGUGUACAGUAGUAUUCCUGGGCAAAACAUGGCUUUCAUUAGUUUUUUAAAAUAUGCAUUUGUUUAGAAAUUAGCCAACAGAAUAUCAUCAUUGAAUAAGUAUGGAGAGAA